AUGACUAAUGAUGGUCCAGAAAUGAGAUUUAAAGGCGUGAGAAAGAGGAAAUGGGGAAAAUAUGUGGCCGAAAUUAGGUCAGGAAAGAGAUCACGCAUAUCGUUGGGCUCAUACUUCACUCCCGAAGCUGCAGCUCGAGCUUAUGAUGCUGCGCUCUUGUGCCUCCGAGGGCCCCACGCUUCGUCUUUCAAUUUCCCAGACUCGAAGUUCAACUCAACUGCAUUGGAUGUGGUAGAUGCCCUCACCGACCCUUCACCCGACGUUAUUCGAACAGGUGCCAUUGCGGUUGGGUCUGAGUUCGACACCGUUCCUGCAAGACGCCAUCCUAAUAUGGUGGCCGGGUCCAGUGAAGACAGAAAAGCCUCGACCCAUUUUGGCCAAGGCGUUGAUGAUCAACAGAUUGCAGAUAGAGUGGAGGAAGAAGAAGAUGUGUGUGAUAUAAAUGAUGCAAAAUAUCUUCUACAGUCUCCAGAGGAAAUAUCAUAUGAGGAGAGGGUUCAAAUGUCUCUACUUUUGCCUGAGGAAAUAUCAUUUGAGGAAAUUCAGAUGUCUCUACUUCUGCCGGAGGAAGAGGAGGUGAUGCAGUCUUUCGAUUCAUCUGAAAUCAUCCCUGAUUUGACGACAUUUGAUGAAACCACUUUCCUGGAGGCACCAGCAAAACCUCCUACUUAA
Molecule: messenger RNA, 672 nt
Organism: Cryptomeria japonica (Japanese cedar)
Lineage: Eukaryota; Viridiplantae; Streptophyta; Pinopsida; Cupressales; Cupressaceae
Product: ethylene-responsive transcription factor ERF010-like
Exons: 1
Coding region: 1-672 (223 amino acids)
Biological process (GO): regulation of DNA-templated transcription
Molecular function (GO): DNA binding; DNA-binding transcription factor activity
Source: RefSeq, a predicted model, not a curated record